UGAUCGUGAGCGAGCACCCAGCAGACAACGUAUGAUUACGAUGUUGUAAGCGUGAGAUUGUUUUCUUUCUCCUGAAAUUCCAAUUUAUUGGUUAGAUUAGCUCCCAACGAGGAAGUGUAUUGUAUAUUUUUAUUGAGUUGUUGUUCUCCCAAUCUUAACCUCUAUCAAUUUUUAUUUUAAUAUUUUCAAUUCUACCGUCAUCCAACACAAUCUCAAGCUUUUAUAGAUUGCAUUUUUUAAUAAAUACCUAGUUUCGUGGAUAAGUAUUAUUUCUUGGCCUUGGUGAUUUCUACUUGGGAAAUGUUUACAAAUAGUUAUCAUGUUAUAUCAACAUCUUACUGUUAGGCAGUAUCCCCUCUUGUCUUGUGGUAAAGUAACAAUAUGUUAGUGUAGUGUAGAAUAAUGGCUCAAGCUGCAAGCGAAGAUAUCUUGGACUCUGUCCUUCUUACAACAUUCAAGAUCAAUGGAAGGCGUUAUAAAGUUCUUCUUAAUCACGGAACCUUGAUCUGGGAAACAGAAAAAUCUCCUGUCACAAGAUACUCGUUGCAGCUAAAUGAUGUGAUUGGAGUGGGUUACGACCAUUACCGUGACUAUUCUUGCUGCUUGAACAGUCAGAAUAAUGAUACUGUUGAAGAAAUCGGCACAGAAGAUUCAAUUGAAGAAUUCACAAGUCAUUCCCAUAGCAGCUUCCUCAUCCAUUACACUUUCAAAGAGAAAAAUAACAAAUGGGUAUAUUGUAAGCUUUUGGUGGCUCACAAAGAACCAAGAAUUGUCGAUAAAUGGCUUACAGUAAUCAAAUCGUAUUUGAAGGGGUUCACUCAACGCCCCAAAAACCUACUGAUUUUUGUCAACCCAUAUGGAGGUAAGAAAAGAGGUUUGAAGAUUUACGAGAAAAAAGUCAAACCCCUGUUGGACUUGGCAGGUGUGAAAGUGGAUCUCAGAAUCACUCAGCGAGCCAAUCAUGCUAAAGAAACGCUUUUGACCGAAAACCUUGAAGGUUUCGAUGGAAUUGCUUGCGUUGGAGGGGAUGGAACAUUCUCAGAGAUCAUGAAUGGUUUGUUGAUCAGGACAACCUUAGAUCAAGGGUUGGAUGCCAGUGACUUGGAUUGCGAAUAUCCACGCCCAAAAAUUAGGGUUGGAGUAAUCCCUGGGGGAAGUACUGACACUAUCGCUUAUUGUAUCCAUGGGACCACUGAUAUACGAACUGCAGUUUUACAUAUUGUAAUAGGUCAAAGUACUGGACUGGAUGUUAGUAGUGUCCACAACAAGAGUAAACUACUAUGCUUUUAUGCUAGUGUCAUGUCGUAUGGAUAUUUGGGUGACAUUAUUCGAGACAGUGACAACUUUCGAUGGAUGGGUCCAAAGCGCUACAAUUAUUCAGGAUUCAAGAGUUUCAUUGCCAAUCAUGGGUAUGAAGGAGAGAUUGUAUUUUCUGUGAAUGAGAGCAGUGCACCUCUGGACUCGAAAUGCUUGAAAGAUUGUCGAAGGUGUCAAUCUCAACGGGACUUAUGCGAGCUUGAUCCUCAAUCUGCUUCAGAUUCCAAAGAAUUGAAGAGAAUUCGCGGAAAAUUCUUGAUGGUUAGUGGGGCCAAUCUGUCGUGUGCUUGUCCUAGAAGCCCGAAUGGAAUAUCUCCUCAUUGUCAUCUGGGAGAUGGUUGUCUUGAUCUCGUUCUGGUGCAUCACACUUCACUCUGGAAUAAUCUCAGACUUCUGCUCACCCUAUCCAACAGAAUGAAGUCCAUUUAUGACCUGCCAUUUGUGGAAGUACAUCGUACCACUCACUUUACAUUCCAAGCUCUUCCUAUUCCGGCGAGGAGAUCAUCCGACUUUAGUGUGUGGAAUUGUGAUGGGGAAGUUGUUGCUGAUACAUGUAUUUUUAUCAGGACUCAUUGCCAGCUCAUAGAAGUUUUCUUCAGAGGAGUUGAGUCAUGCUUGGAGGAUGAAGAAUCUGGCUGCUUUUGUUUGUAAAUUAAUUUGAAGAAACCAAAACGCUUAAAAUGUAUGUCUAGUGUCAUUUAAUAGGUAAGUAUUAUGGUACUAAGCUUGAUGUUAUUGAUGUCAUUGAGUCAAACAACGUUAAAUAGAUGAAUAUAUAUUUAUAAUUUGUAAAAGCAAAUUCAUGUUGAGUUUUGGAAGUAUUUUAAUAUUAUCAAUAUUUUGUUACAAAUGAACGAAAUUCGCAUUUAGGUAUAUGUACUGAAUAAUCUCAUGAACAACUAAACACAAAAUCUCUUACUGGGAUAAUUUCUAAAUUACGACAAUGAUGUCGACUGAUUCAAUCUAAUUACUGAAUAACCUUGCCUUAAUAAAAUGGCUGUCAUUUUUAAGUAAUUGAAUACUGUACGUAAUCAUAUAUAUUUUCGGUGGUGUAUUGGGCAUUAUCUAACAUAAAUUUAUACGUAAUAUAAUUAUAGAAAUAUUGUUUUUGAAGUAUCAAUAUUGGAAGAUUAUACCGUUUAGAUUUGAACUUCAGUCAACAAUUAUUCGGAAAAUUUUAAAGGAACUUUUAAUGAUAUUAGAUACGUGAGUAUAAGUGAUUUAAUACAUGACGAAGUUUCUAUUUUUAAAAAUUAAAACUUCGAUUAGCGUAAAAUCAGUAAUAUUUUAUCACAUGCGUUAUAUUCAUUCUUCUUACUGGUUUCUGAAUCUAAACUUUUCAACUCUGCUUUUAUGAAAAAUAUACGGGAAGAGUCUGAUGAAUUUCAGCUGAUGAUGAUGAUAAGUGAAAAUCUAUUUUAUUUCAAAUAUGCUAUUACUAUUCUGGAUGUAUGACAUCUUGGCAGCUUCUGCUGUUUGUACAUACGUUCUAGCCGUGUCCUACUUAGAAUUAAGAAUUCAACUCAUUCUCUGUGUAUCUGUUAAUUACUUACAGCUUGCGACAGUCUAAUUUGGUGAGGGUCUGUUACAAAAUUUAACCCAAAUUUGAUGAAAAUACUCAAGCUUUUGUCCGAUUGGAGAAGUUUUCUCCUUACUAGAAGAGAUAUUCCUCACUUAUAAUCUUUUUUGUUAUCUUGCUAUGAUUGUUCAAAGUUGAAAGAUCAUGUUUUUUUAAUUAUUCAGUGUUUCAAUGUUUCUAUAAACUAUAUUCAGUGUUUGUUCAAACAAUCGCUUCCUGUUCGUCUAUUCAAAAUCAAUGAUCUUGCCAAACCAUAAUAUAAUCUAUUAUGUUUCUAGUACCCCUGUAGAAUCAAGAACCCCUUCCACCGUACAGUACGAUAAAUGUUUGUAUGUAUGUAUGUUAUUUGUGUCUUCUAUGUAUAAUCUGCGUCAAUUCUAAAUAAAUGAAUACAGUACUAUUAUUCUUUACUAAAAUAUUCUAAAAUUGAUGUGCAAUGACUUUCUGUGCUUAUAAUAUAUGAAUAGAUGUUAACGAAUAAGUGGGUACAUUAUAAGAUAGAUUUAACUCAAAACAUAUUACGCUUUUGGAUGAGGAGUAACAUGAGAAGGUUUUGUAUCGAGGAGGCACUUUGACAGGGUUUUAGUACUCAAUUUUAUAGAAAUGGAAUCACUAAAGAUUAUUGAUAGGAACAAUUAGAGUAAAAAGUAUAGAAUGAUGAAGUGCCUAAGCUGGUCCCGAGAUGUGAGUAAGAAUUUAUUGUAAACGGCCUGUAACUGAAUUCCAAGUUCAUACUCCAGAUCACUUUUACCUAGACCAAUUUAUUUUAAAAGAACCCUUCCCCAUCUUCCUUCUUAAUAUAAGAAGCUCCAAAUGCAGGAUUUUUACCAAAAUAUUGGUAUAUUGUUAUAUGAUGAAUAUUGUAAUGUGUUUACAUCUAUAUAAAGGUAUUACAGUAUAACUAUGUUAUAUCGACGCAACUUGAUAUUCUAAAUAUUUUCCGUAGUAGAUAGGAAAUCAGAUUAUAAAGAUAAAUGUUUUGAAGAUUUUUGACACUAGCAUACUGGGAUAUUCUAACAUUAUUGUAUUAUUAUCAAUUGUUGUAUACUUGAAUUGAUUAAAACUUUUCCAUUUUAUUAUUGUACAAAAAGACUGGAAACAGCCACAACCACUCAUUAUUUAUUAAAAUAGAGGAAACUUGUCUCUGUUGUUAGCACGUUAUCAAUCGUACACUAAAACUCAAGCAUGAUAUUAAUUCAUAUUUGAUUGGCAGUAGUUGAUCUUAUCGAAGUCUGGUUAAAGUCUGGCUAAGGUCAUAACAAGAAGACAUGUUCAUUGUGGGUGGUACGAACUAUAGUAAGCAGGUAAGAACAUCAUAAAUGAGCAACUGCAGAACAAACAAGAAUGAAGUGACUAUAAAAAACAGUUGAAAUUGAAGGCUAAACUCAUAGGAAAUGACACUGAAGGGCAAGAAAGCUUUCAUCUAUUGCUAUUGGGGACGCGUUCAAUGCAUAAUUGCCUUAUGGAAGUAACUGCUAAAAAUUGAAUUCUAAAUUGAACGUUGUCCAAAUUUAGGGAGAGCUCUCCCAAUAUAUACAUGCCCAGAACGUGACCAUUCGAUAACUACCAAUAUGGCUCCAUUCAACAUUCAUAAAUUCUGCUGCUGAAUGUUUGAGUUUUAGUUUAAUUUACGGAUUCAAAAUGGUGCAACAACAAAAAUAAAAGUUUCUCGUUAUUUUAACAAAUAAGUGGUUAUGUGUCUAAUUCAAGUAAUUCAAGAAAUCUCAUUCUCAUUAAGGUCAAAACAAAUAGUGAGAAUAGUUUGAACCUCUACUUUGUGAUCCAUAUCAAUUCAUUCUACGAAAAUAUCUUUUCAUAAUUUUCCACAAAUCAUUAGUAGUUUAUUUAUCUUAAUUGUAUAUUUCAAUUUUGAGACAAGGGGAUAUUUACUGACAAAUCAUUAAGUGCAGACAAACAUUGGAUUUUUGAUUUGCAACUUCAUUCGUCAUUCAGUUGUUCGUUAUUCAAUAUAUUUUCACUUUUUAUUAUUUAUGAAAUAGAUUUGAAUUGAGAUUCCUUUGUCUCAUAUGUACCCCAUCUGUUCGUUUAAAAAUAUCUGCCAUCCAUCCACUGAGAAUUAAUAACUUUUGAGAUUAGAAAACUUGAAUGUUUUGAAACUGCACAAACAGUCCAAACGUUUUGAAACCUUGUCAACUAGGGUUUUAUUAAUAGUCAUUUUCAUUACUGUUAAUUUUUAAAGCUAUUCGCACAAAUAAUUCAUUUUUCCUUCCCAGUGAAUGCCACCUUAAUUGUGGGAACUCUUCAAUUCCCCAUGUUAUCGUUACUUACUUAUUACUAUUAUUGAAGCUCAAUUAUUAGACUGAAUUUAUCGAUUACUGUUGGCAUUUUGUUCUAUUAAUUACUGUGUAGGUGAUAAGUUUCCUAUUUAUUAAUUUAUAGUUUUAUGUAUUUGUUACUUAAGACAAAUUAUUUUAUUAAUUGGACUAUAUUGAUGUUAUUUAGAGUUAUUUGGGUUUUGUAAUUGUUCAUUUUCUUGUAAUAGUUGUAAAAUUCCCCAAAAAUACAUGUGAAAUCCCAAUA
This is a messenger RNA of Nilaparvata lugens (brown planthopper), 5437 nucleotides long. Its product is annotated as ceramide kinase. Gene Ontology annotation, molecular function: kinase activity. Bases 403 to 1968 code for a protein of 521 amino acids. The transcript has 8 exons. The record is from RefSeq and is a predicted model, not a curated record. NCBI's taxonomy places the organism in Eukaryota, Metazoa, Arthropoda, Insecta, Hemiptera, Delphacidae.